Malania oleifera is the source of this 1371-nucleotide messenger RNA. RefSeq lists its product as uncharacterized. Bases 670 to 1104 code for a protein of 144 amino acids. The transcript is spliced from 3 exons. NCBI's taxonomy places the organism in Eukaryota, Viridiplantae, Streptophyta, Magnoliopsida, Santalales, Ximeniaceae. The record is from RefSeq and is a predicted model, not a curated record.
AACGAGUUUGAAAAUAAAAAUGUGCUAGGAUCCAUCGGCCACUGGCUGGACGACCCACUUGAUUUUCUAAAAGUCAAAACAAAGUAAGCUAGUAAAACCAGUUUGGUUUAUGUGUGCGUAAUUUGUAUAUAUUAGAAUACAGAAAGAAGCUAAGAAGAGUCGUGGAAGUGCUUUAGUUAAUCCUGGAAUAGAAUGCAAUCCUAUUCCGAGACGGUGUUUUAUUGCUGAUUGAGAAUUUGAGCGGAGCAGAGCUCUAAUCCUGAUUUUAUUUUUGUCUCUGAGAGUCAGAGCGAGAGGUCUCUUCACGCGCGUUUCUGACCUCUGCACCUAAGGUCCGAACACCUGCCCAUCCUGCCGCCUCACCCUUCUCCACCCUCUCUCUCUCUCUCUCUCUCUCUCUCUGCCGUCAUAAUUGAUAUAUAAAUCUGAUUGUGCUGGUUCAUCAAUGUUUUAGAGCGAAGAGCUCAGAUCUAGCCAGCUCCCACCCUAAUUUCUUGAUUCCGGCCGGAUCUAGGCCGUACAAAUGGUGAUCUUACAUUGUCCAGUUGAGGUGAUGGUUAGCCGGGAUUCGCUAAUGUGCGCCAGGGCGACACUAGCUGCUCUACUGGCCUCCCUUAUGCUGAAAGCCCAGCUUUGUCGUCAAUCUCAGGAUAUCAUUAUUGGCUGUCAAUGACAAAGAGAGAGAAAAUCAAAGGCAAUCAGAGCAAAUCCAAACCAAUUGAUGCUGGACAUGAGGAUGGAGAUACCGGUGAUGACGAUGGAGCUAUUGGUUUUGAAGAAGGUGAAGAAGAGCUAUCUACAGGAGGAGGGGACCAGAGCAACAAUCCUAAUGGCAAUAGCAGCAAUUCAAAGAAAGGACCAGAAGGAGGAGCUGGUGGAGCAGGGGAAGAGAAUGGAGAAGAGGAAGGGGAAGAUGAUGAUGGCCAUAAUGAUGAUAAUGAUGAUGAAAAUGACGACAAUGAUAAUGAUAAUGGAGAUGACGAAGAACAUGAUGACGAGGAAAGUGGUGAUGAUGAGGAAGAAAUUCUCAAUGAAGGGGAACCAGAUAAUGAAGAGUCCGAGGAAGAAGAAGCCCUCCAACCUCCAAAGAAGAGGAAGAAGUGAAACAAGAAGACUGGAUGCAUGACUUACUCUGGUCAUCUAACCUUUAGCUGCCCUCCUCAUUUUUAUGAUAUUAUUUAGCUAAUCAGGAAGAACUCCUCUUGGCCAUCUAAUUGUCCUGCAUAUUUAUGCAUGUCUAGAAAAAUGUUAAAGUCCAAGACACUUUUAAGAAUGUACAAUCUCUUUCGGCCAGAUUCUCAAUCCUCUAGUCUUUCUCCAUCUGGUGUGCUUAAUUGAAGCCUGAUUGGUUUAUGGCUCCAAGGAGCUGCA